AUGAUUUUGUUACUUUUCUUGCAGGCAUGUGCUCCAGAUUUAAAAGAAAAGCUUGGUGAUCUUGUUCCUUCUUAUGAAAUAAUUGGAUCGGUAUCACAGUACAUGGUUGACCAGCAUGGGUUUAAUCCUAACUGCAAAGUUGUGGCAUUUACAGGUGAUAAUCCAGCUUCUUUGGCUGGGAUGAGACUGAAGGAAGGAGAUAUUGCUGUCAGUCUGGGCACUAGUGACACACUGAUGCUAUGUUUCAAGACUCCCAAGCCUGCCCUUGAGGGGCACAUAUUUGUCAAUCCAAUUGAAGGUACUACUUGUACCAUUUUGUUUCUUAUCUGAUAGCAGAUCAUCCUUGUUUUCACUUUUUACCUUUAUCAUUGAAGAAGUGGGUGGCAGCGUGCAAAGAAAGUAGUGUCUGAUAGCCUGGGGCUAGUGGAUUUUGCUAUUGGGCUAGUGAACUUUGUUCUUAACUUGCCUGACAGGCAAGUGAUGUCUUUUGAGGAACUCAAAUUACAGAAGAACUGUGAAAUCAUUUCUGCUCAUCAAAAUGUUUUUGGGGCUAGUUGAAAUGACGUUUGGGCUAGUAUAUUCUAUCUUCAGCUUGCCCGAAUGGCAAGCUUUAAAAAUGACUUUCUUUGCAUCCUGGGGUGAGGAGGGUGGUAAAAUGAGUGCACCAUUGACCUCAUGUUUGUUACUGAAAUGAUAACCAUUUCAAGAUACUGAAGUAAUAAUUAUGAGAAUGAGUUUCCUUUUAAUACCUUUGAUAACAUUUGAAGAAGCCAAGGAAAUGGGGAAAGCCUUGGUUGACUCGAUUUUGGAGGAACUAACUUUAUUGUCAGCCUCAGUAUCACAUUUGGUGUCCCUUCUAUCUCUACUGUUAUUAAAACUAAGGCAGCCAGGUAUAUUUCUUAUCUUCCUAACCUCUUAAUUUAUCAUAAUAAUUAGAGGACAUGUUUAAUACUAUUGUUAUAUUUUAAUACUAGAAAAUGGCUACAUGGCCCUUCUUUGCUUCAAAAAUGGCUCCCUUACUAGAGAGUCCAUAAGGGACACAUCAGCUGAAGGCUCUUGGGAGGCCUUUGAAAAGGCUCUUAAAAGAACAAGUCCUGGUAAUGAUGGUAAAAUUGGUAUUUACUUUGAUGUAAUGGAAAUAACACCAUUUGCUGUGGGAACCCAUCGUUUUAAUGAAAAGGAUGAAAGAGUGGACUCCUUUGCAAAGGAUGUAGAAGUCAGAGCACUUAUUGAAGGACAGUUUAUGGCCAAGAGAGCUCAUGCAGAAUCACUUGGGUACACGUUAGGUAAGAAAAAGAACUGGCAGAUAGUGGCCUUCUUCUAUUUUAUCCUGGCUUUUUAUCAUUACCAGAGUCAAGAAUAUAUUAUUUUAUUAAAAAGACUUGUUAUGACAUGCUAUUACAUCUUGCCAUUUUGUGUCAUGACUACUGAAAUUACUAAAAUGUAGGAAUUUGGCUAAAAUUUUAUUUUAUUUUUUGUAGGUCCAAGUACAAGCAUCCUUGCUACCGGAGGUGCGUCAUCAAAUCUGGGCAUACUUCAAGUGAUAGCUGAUGUGUUUAAUGCUCCAGUCUAUACUAUCAAAGACACUGCCAAUUCUGCAUGCCUAGGAUGUGCUUAUCGUGCUAAACACGGUUUAGAGAGGGCAGAAAGGGGAGCAUCUUUUAUGGGUGUGGUCCAGGCUGCACCUCCUUACAGUUUGGUUGCAGAACCAUGUGGCAAUGCUCACGAAAUCUAUGAUGCAUUGACAGCUAGGUACAAGAAAUUGGAAGAAAGUAUUGUAGUUGAUAGCCAUCUACAAUCUAAGAAAGCUAAACUGGAAAGCUGA
Porites evermanni is the source of this 1825-nucleotide messenger RNA. NCBI's taxonomy places the organism in Eukaryota, Metazoa, Cnidaria, Anthozoa, Scleractinia, Poritidae. The record is from the annotation of a GenBank genome assembly.